Molecule: messenger RNA, 702 nt
Organism: Microsporum canis CBS 113480
Lineage: Eukaryota; Fungi; Ascomycota; Eurotiomycetes; Onygenales; Arthrodermataceae
Exons: 1
Coding region: 1-702 (233 amino acids)
Molecular function (GO): catalytic activity
Source: RefSeq, a predicted model, not a curated record
AUGUCUUCCUCCCACAUGGUCCCACUGUCAACACAUCUACAUUACCUCUCCCAAUGUCUCGAACUAGCCUCUCAGUCUCCCCCUAAACCAACUAACUUCCGCGUGGGUGCAAUCCUACUUCUUCGCCGCUAUCCGACCAGCGAUGAUGCGGAGCUCAAAGAAGAGAUACUCUCGACAGGAUACACCUUAGAGUUACGCGGAAAUACCCACGCAGAACAGUGUUGCUUUGCGAAAUUUGCUUCCCACCACGGUGUGCCGGAGGAGCAGGUCGGAGAACUUCUGGAGAAGAAGCGUGCGGAGGAAGGCGGCGAGGCGCAGAUAGAACUAUACGUCACCAUGGAGCCGUGUGGAAAAAGGCUGUCUGAGAACAAACCGUGCGUGGAACGUAUAAUCGAGACGAAGAGCCAGCAGGAUGGGAAGGGCGGCAUUGACAGGGUAUAUUUUGGAGUAAAGGAGCCAGGAACGUUUGUUGGUCAAUCCCAAGGCUGUAGGAAGCUUGACGAAGCUGGGAUUCAAUGGAAUCUUAUCGAGGGGAUGGAAGAUGAUAUCUUAAAAGUUGCUACGGCGGGACAUGAGAAAAAAGAAAAAAACGGAAGAGUGGACGAAGCUGAUCAGACGGUUUUGGUUGAUAGAGCCGAAGAAGAAGCGCGCAGAGGGGAAGCGAUUCCAAGAAAUCCUAAAAAGAGAAUGAUGGAAGUGUAG